This is a messenger RNA of Dendronephthya gigantea, 969 nucleotides long. Its product is annotated as D(1)-like dopamine receptor. Gene Ontology annotation, cellular component: membrane. The transcript has a single exon. Gene Ontology annotation, molecular function: G protein-coupled receptor activity. Gene Ontology annotation, biological process: G protein-coupled receptor signaling pathway. The record is from RefSeq and is a predicted model, not a curated record. Bases 1 to 969 code for a protein of 322 amino acids. NCBI's taxonomy places the organism in Eukaryota, Metazoa, Cnidaria, Anthozoa, Malacalcyonacea, Nephtheidae.
AUGGUGAUUGAAAGUACAUUUGAGAAAAGAUGUCAGAAUGUUGCACCGCCUAAUGAGUUAUCAUUUAUGACAGCCAGCAUUUCAACUGUUUUCAUCCUUACCAAUAUCCCUGGCAAUAUUCUUAUCUUCUUGGCUGUUGUACUUGAUCCAAACAAAAACCUACGGACUCCAUUUAACUGGUUAAUUAUUAAUCUAUCAGCGGCUGAUUUUGUUGUUGGCAUCAUCGCUGAACCUCUCAUGGUGUAUUAUCACAUUAAAGAAGGACUUAACAAAGAAGAUCCCGAAGAACAGAUCAUAAGUCACAUUGUUUACUUCAUCUCAUGCACUGCUUCGAUCCUCAGCCUUGCAAGUUUGGCAGUUGAACGAUAUCUGGCUGUGAGAAGACCAAAUACCUACCGAAAUAAAGUGACCAAUAAGCGAGUUUUAUUAACAAUAGCAAUGAUUUGGCUGAUCUCGUUAAGUUUACCAAAUAUUUAUUUUAUUGUUGGUUUCAUUGCAUACGCAUUCAUAUUUUCCAACACCUUUAUCGUCAUUGCAGUAAUAAUCAUUUGUAUAACAUACACUUUAAUGAAGAGAAAAUUGAAAUCCCGAAGUAAAAGAAUAUCAGUAACUCCAUCCACUUCAUCUGACGCAAAACAAACUUCGCCAAGUGAAAGCAUGUCAACUCUCAGUAAAGAUGGUUUCGAGACAAAGAAACAACUGCUGGAGGCCAAAAUCACUCAAAUUUUCCUUAUUGUUCUAAUAGCGCUUCUAUGCUGUUAUGGUCCCUCAACUGUGAUGAUGUAUUUGGUAAAUUUCUGUCAAGGCUGCAGUUGUACAUCCCUCCACUGGUUCCGAGAUAUCUAUAUUUUGUUUGCUCUGAUGAAUUCUAGCGUUAACUUUUUCUGUUAUGCUUUAAGAUCCGCCAGAUUCAGAAGUGCAUUUGUUAAGUUGCUACAGAUUAAAUAUCGAUGUGUUGAUGGCAUUUAA